Molecule: messenger RNA, 3478 nt
Organism: Gasterosteus aculeatus aculeatus (three-spined stickleback)
Lineage: Eukaryota; Metazoa; Chordata; Actinopteri; Perciformes; Gasterosteidae
Product: transmembrane protein 198
Cellular component (GO): plasma membrane
Source: RefSeq, a predicted model, not a curated record
UCAGCUGUUCACACGGGCACAGGUCGGACACGGAGGCUCACCCACGGUUCACAGAGGGACCGACACACACUGCUCGCUCCUUGUUAAGUUGACAUAUUCUCACAUUUACUCUGUGAAGAAAUGCCUCAAUGCAGGUGCACAACAGGAAGCAGAUUAGUGCUUCAUUCAGGAGUUUCCUCCGUCCCUGAACACCACACGCAAGAUGUUCUGAUCAUCGUCCUUUAAUGAACAAAGACCAACCUGCACAAAGCAAUAGAACCAGUAAUCCUCCAAGAUGGCUCUCACUUCGCUCUAUGGUACUGAGGAGCCAGGAACCGGCAUGGUUGAUGUGAACAUAUGUACGCUUGAGAUUAAUAUCAAGUAUGAGAUCAUCUCAUCCCUCGUCUGCUCUGUUUGCCUUUCGUUCGGCCUCAUCUUCACCUUUUUCGGAUUCCGCUUCUUCAAGAUGGUCAUGUUCAUUUCCGGCUUCAUGUUUGGCGCGACGGCCGUUCCCUUGCUGCACCACAGUGAGCCCCUGCUGGACGCCCGGCUCAGGUCAGAGACCAGGGCCGGGAUCAGCCUGGCCGUGGGUGUCCUCUGCGGCCUGAUGACCACGCUGGUGUCCACGCUAGGACUCCUCCUCAGCGGGCUGCAACUGGGGGGCCUGCUGUCUCUCGCCACCCUGGUGGUCGUCGGGCAGCUUCACGGCCUCGGCCCGGCGUGGGCGCCUCUGGUCGCUGUGGCUCUGGCUGCCAGCCUCUUCGCGGCUCUCCUCUCUCUCCGGUGGCAGAAGCUGUUCACCGUCAUCUACACAUCUGUGCUUGGAGCCGGCACCGUGACGCUCUGCGUGGAUUAUCUCGUGGGGACGUUCACGCUGCCAGAUCAGGUGUAUGACCUGUUUUGCCAAGUUGCCCCGAGUCCACUCUGCCGGUUUGACUGGGUGAUCGUGGGGAUCUGGCCCCUUUUGGGUCUGGCAGGUGUGUUGGUGCAGCGGGGGUUUACUGCCAAAGGAGCAUCACACAAAGAUGCCGCACACAAAAAAUACAAGAGAAAUAUUAAGAACCACAGAUAUAGAGAGUCAAGGAGAAGAUAUCAUCGUCGGUGUAGGCCUCCCCCGCUGAAACGCUACGCCGGGGACGUCCUGGCACCGAGUUACCUCCAGAGCCUUCAGGAGCGCCGGAUGGAGACGGGUUCCUCCACCAGCAGCGGCAGCACCAUCACACAUACUCUAAUUGACUUUGACUUUGAGACGGGCUCGAUGGUGUCUCUGACUGCUGCCUCGCCCGUCUACACAGUCUGAAAGGAAGCGGCAGAUGUUUGUAACACAACUCCUUUGUAACACUGAUUAAUCCAUUGCAUUUAAUUCAGGAUUUUAUGAGUGCUAGUGUGAAUCCACUUAAAUCAUCAACAUGCAGACUGUCACUGUGUUUACAGUUGGUACGGCAAAAAGAAUUCACCUAUGCGUCUGAAAAAUGGGGACUGUUUAGAAAAACAGCCGAUAAACUAGAGAUUCUCUAGGAAUUGGACACGUUAAUGAAUGCUGUUUUGGUGUUAAAAAAAACAAACAACAAACAACAAAACAGCCACUGUGGACCAAAAAUGGCAAUUAGUCUACUAGAUGGCUAUAAAAGUCGUAUUUUAGCAAACUUUAUCCAGCACUAUCUCUGAGAGCGGUCCUAUAUUAAAUUACAGAAUAUGAUAAUACAAAAUCCUUUUGAGUGUUUCUGAAUGUUACAUCUCAAGAUCCGUCACUGUCGUGGCUUAUGUGCUAUCUAAAAUAUAAUAACAUCAUGCUUGAUUAACAGUGGGAAAGUAAAUCACUGAGGCAACCUGUAGACACUGUGGCAACGGUCCAAAGGAUAUUUACCUAACUAUGAUAUAAUGAACCAUAUCAAAAAGUCCAGUAAGUUACAUUACAUCUGGUAAUAGAUAGAUCUCGUUAUAACUUGGGUCAGAGAUUGUUUUCUCAGGGCAUUACAAGUGGUUAUGGAAAGAUUUGGCUCAUUAUUGAGAGGCUACAAACAUUCCUUAAACUCCCAAUAGUAUUCUCGUAGUAUAACACCUGGCAGUUAUCUCCAUGCAUACGCAAAUAAAUGUCAGAAUAACUAUCUGCGGGGAAAAUAAGGAUAGAUUCCAAGAUUUCACCCGUUAAAAAUAACUUAACUUAACUUAGAACCAAAUAUUCACAUUUUUGAUUAAUAAUGAGCUGAAUCUGUAAUGAAAAACUAUCAGAGCUCAUCUAUCUUUGAAUGCUUCUAAAACAAUCUUCUUAUAUGGAACCUUAUGUAGUCCGACUGGUUGUUCUCUUCAAAAGUAGUGUUGAGUAUAUAUGAAUAUAUAUAGAACAAGACAAAUAAUUACAUAUGCUUAAGAAGUAGUAAUAAUAUAAGAUUGUAUUUAUUUGUAAGCUUUAGUAGCUUGAUUUUCACAUGUCAAACAACUGGGAUACAGAACUAAGCUAUUAUUAAUGUCAAUGUAAACACUCCUGUGGGAUUCCCGCUAAAAGUUCAAAUGUUUGUCGAGAAAUAAGUACUAAUCAAGGUUUAUUAUGUAGUAAUAGUUUCAGCAUUAUUUCAGGAGUACUCCACACUGAAGUGGAGAACAGGUCUUAGCUUGUAUUUAAUUUAUGUAUACGAAAAUAGCUUCCUUUUAACUUAUAAACAAAAAUAGAAAUAUCAGAACAUUAUUAUUAUUGCACAAUUAAUAUUAUUAUCAUAGGUAUAAAUUAUUAUAUGAUUAUUUACUCUGCCACUAAAAACUCAAGGGCGAGUUAUUAAGCAUCUCUCUGUGUUUUUACACUGACUCGUUGUGCCUGUGAAGGUUUCAGCUGAACCGCUGGUGCCCUCUGGUGGUUCAAACCGCAUCCAGUGUCUCAGGAGAGGCCUUCUCCACUGCUCCGUGGUGCUGCUCGGUAUAGGGGGUCUUCAAAUGGGUGUAUACGUGCGUUUGUCCAUGUGAAUGACGUGAUUCACACGUGAAAAGAAACCUUCAACAAAAAGUCGGAAAAAUAAAUUUAGCGUGAUAAUUAAUAAUUACUUUUUUUGCUCUUAUUGAAUUAAAAGGCUGAGCCAAAAUUUUGCAAGAAUGUUGUAGGAAUCCAUUUGAAGAUGGUCAAGUGAAAUUGCAAAAACAACGUUUUUUAAUAUCACAGUAAUAAUGCAUGACGUAACGUAAGCUGAAUGGGACGCCUUUAAACAGGACAGUAAAUAACCUCCAACUAGUCUAACUUGACUUUGUGGGUGCAGCUCUAUGAGGUAAACAACUAACCACACUUCCCUCCAUGAAACAAAAGCUAAUUACGUGUCCUAUUCAAGGGAAAACCAAUGACGCCCUCGUGGAUCACUAGAAAUCACCCUUUGAAUGGAGAGACGAAACGCCUCUUUGAACACAAGGAUAAAGCUCAUAAAGGGGUGGACAGAUGGGAAAGAGAUUCCGAUGUUUAAAACAAUAAAAAAUUCUUAAUUUAACCUUAGAUCGAAAAUAAAACGCUGGACAACCA